This is a messenger RNA of Nilaparvata lugens (brown planthopper), 3754 nucleotides long. Its product is annotated as b(0,+)-type amino acid transporter 1. The transcript has 14 exons. Gene Ontology annotation, biological process: amino acid transmembrane transport. Gene Ontology annotation, cellular component: membrane. Gene Ontology annotation, molecular function: L-amino acid transmembrane transporter activity. The record is from RefSeq and is a predicted model, not a curated record. Lineage: Eukaryota; Metazoa; Arthropoda; Insecta; Hemiptera; Delphacidae. Bases 474 to 2489 code for a protein of 671 amino acids.
GAAUCAGUAGUAGGGUGCCAGGCUGCCAGCUAGGCAAUAGAGAAAGAGAGACUGAUUCAGUUCUGAGGUUCAGCCUGAACGUGCAGUAAUAGCGGAGUGUUUAAGCAUGCCCGCGAUUAGGUGAUUAUUAUUGCUGACAAGUUCUCGAGUAACUGAUAGAUAGUAAUAAUAAUGUGCUCUUUGUGUGGAAAAGUGAAUGCUUCAUUUUACUUGAAUAAUUAUUCUUAAUUAUUACUCUUCACGUUGCUCUUGAAUAUCCAUUAUUGUCUUUUCAAAGAGUAGAGCAUGGUUCCGAGUAGAAGUAGGAUACCUAUUAUGUUGUAUGCAAAAAACGUCUUGUGCUAUGUGCGGUUCUUUUUACGAGUACAAUAUGGAUUGACAGAUUCGGCAAAGCUUCAAGUUUGUGUGUAGGCUCAAAAGUAGGUUGAAAGUAUGUUCUUUUCAGUGUCGUGAACUUGGACUAGAUUGUUGACAUGAGUUCUAGAUAUUCACCCAUGGAUUUGAUCCAUAGAAGACCCCACUCGAAAGGCUGUGAGAAAGAUCACAUGCUGGAAAAAAUCAACUUAUGUCUCACCAAUGAAUCAGAAAAGAAGGAAUGCAAACCAGAUGAAGACGAGAAUGAGAAAGAAGAAGAGGAAGAGCACUUCAUACCUUCAAAGCAAUCAAGUUUGCUGAAUGGCCGGCCGAUCCCUGAGAGCGAUGUCGAGCCAACUCGCAAUGUCCAACUGCAAAGAGAGCUGGGGCUCUUCAGUGCUGUCAGCCUUAUACUCAGUGUAAUGAUAGGUUCGUCAGUGGGACUCACGACUUUCAUAUCACAGCCGGGAACGACAGCUGUUCUUUUAAUAUUUGAGUUUUCAAAAUGUAUCAUGAUUUGUUUUGCAGGUGCUCUCUCGUUUUCUGAACUAAGUACAGUAGUUCCUAGAUCGGGAGCCGAGUACUCGUACUUCAGAGUAGCAUUCAGCAAGCUGCACCCGUUCCUGGGGCCUCUGCCGUGCUUCCUCUAUGCCUGGGUGGUUGUGCUCAUACUUCGGCCGGCCGAAAUCGCCAUCAUCAUUCUCACAUUCACCGAGUAUGUCUACUCGCCGGUUGUCACGCUCAGUGGAUUCAAAAUCACGCCACCCUACCAGAUGCUAUUGAAGAAACUGCUCUCCCUUCUAACACUGGGAACGAUAUCUUACAUAAACUUCUCCAGUGUCAAGUUGUUUGUUAAACUACAAAACAUAUUCUCGUCAUUCAAGAUCGUCGCUUGCUUCGUUGUAAUAUUGGGUGGCGUGUACAGUCUAUCCGCUGGAAAUGUCAGUAACCUGAAUACAGGGUUUGAAGGCUCUAAAACUUCUUUGAGAGAUGUUGUAUUGGCACUCUACAGUGGGCUUUGGGCAUAUGAUGGGUGGUCCUCGGUUACUGUUGUUGCGGAGGAAAUCAAAAACCCAGAAAAAAAUAUAUUUCGAAGUAUUCUGAUCGGUGUACCGCUGGUUACAAUUCUCUACUUCUUCAUGAAUGUCUCGUACAUGUCAGUAUUAACUAUUCCGGAGAUGACGGCUGCCCCUGCCGUUGCUGAGGCAUUUGGAGAGAAAGUUAUGGGAAGUCUCUCGAUAAUCAUUCCUAUUGGAGUGGCCUUAUCUACCUUCAGUUGCAGUCUUAGUGUUCAGUUCGGUGUUUCCAGACUUUGCUAUGCUGCUGGAAGAGAAGGUCACAUGAUUGAGGCUUUCUCGUAUAUCCAUGUGAGAAAGUGUACUCCGGCACCCGCUGUGGCUCUACAGGGUCUUCUAACUACCAUAUUCAUUCUGGCUGGCGAUAUCUCAACGUUGAUAGAAUUUGCCAGCUUCCUUAUAUGGAUCUUCUAUGGACUGACAAUGGUAGCGCUUAUUGUUCUCCGUUACAAAAAGCCUCUAGCCAAUCGUCCUUAUAAGGUGCCAAUCAUUAUUCCAAUUUCACUGGCAAUUCUUUCUGUUAUCUUGGCAUCUGUGCCUAUAGUAUUCAACCCUCAGAUUCAAUACAUCUGUGCGCUGAUCUUCAUAGCUUUGGGACUAUGUGUCUACUAUCCUUUCGUCUAUUUAAAGUACAGAUUGCCAUUUAUGGAUAAAUUCACCUAUCUGAUCCAAGUGAUGCUGGAGGUAGUACCGCCGCCCAGUAAACCAGACGACACGACGCCGUCCCAGACAACAAUGACGCCUCAGCCGAGCGUAAUCACAGCCAAUGGCAGCGCGGCUAACGUCAGUGCUACAGCAAAUAGCAGCGCAGCUAACGUCAGUGCUACAGCAAAUGGCAGCGCAGCUAACGUCAGUGCUACAGCCAAUGGCAACCUAGCCAACGGUGCUGCAUUCCAUGGCCUCACACCAAUGCCCAUCAGCGUCCAUUCCAUUUCCUCGACCAAUGGAAUGGCAACGGCACUACCAGCCAAUGGAGUCAUUGUCACCAGCUCAUCGAACGCAAUAAUUCAACCUCCUGUAGCCUCACAACAAUCACUAAUAGUUGAUCACUAUACAUAGUGUCUAUCCUCACGCUAGAAUACUUUCUUGGUGUAAUUGAGAUGUCAAUCAUUAACAUGAUUAAGGGAUAGGCAGGAGCAGACAGGAUUACAGAACGCAAUUGAAUGAUGAACUGCUCAAAACAAUAUUACCGUACUGUAAAUAAAAUGAAUCCUUGAUCAUUGUUGGUUAUAUUAACCAAAUUGAACUUGGAGCAGAGAGCGUAAUCACAACCACAGAAAACUGGUUAAUAUCUUGUGAUUUCUUUAGUUCUCAUCUAUAUGAAUACAGAGACAGGUCAUGUAUAUAAGAAGGCACCGGUCAAGAUAUUGUACAUUAAUUUAUGUGAUUAUUGAACCACGUAAUGAUUGCUCAUGAUUUUAUUGUUUUAAUCAAUAAAAUAUCCUUAUGAAACUCUAAUUACAAUGCAACUUCAUAUUAAGUGUACUUGUAGAAUUUAUACUAUUCUGUAAUAAGUAAUGUAAGCAUGAUUGAAGUUAGAUUUAUAAUAAUCAAGAUUUUUUAUUAUACAGUAUGUAUUAAAUACAUAGAUUUGUUAGAGAUUCCUUCCUUUCUAGUGUCUAUCAUGGGGUAAAUAUACUAAUUUCCUGUUCAUUUUCAGGAAUUUGAUUUUUCAAUUCGCUUCAAAAGUGAUUUUUGACUAGAUUCUGAUAUCAUAGUUCAUUUUUCAAAUAAAUAAUUAUUCAAGCAAAUACUCAAGCUUUAUCGGGAUUCAACCAUCGUUUUUAUAUAAUACAACUUAUUCUUUACCCAUCCAAGAUUUAGUUCAGUGGAUAAAAUCUAAAAUAAGUAUUUUAUUACUUAAAAAAGUAUAACUUUUAAAAAAGUAUAAAAACUCAUUUUAUAAAAAUCUAAAUUGUUUUUAAAACUUUAAAAAAAUGCUAUUGUGUUCGGUUGUUGAUUGACUUUCGCUUUUUUAAAGGUAACUGUAAACCUUACAGUUUUUAAGGCAGCUCACAUUCCAUAGUUUUUGAGAAGUUGUUUCUGGAAUAGAAAUGCUCAAUAGAUUUCAGAUUAUAAAUGUUUCAACGUCUAAAGAUAUUCAAUUUAUAAAUGAUAUCUACGUUUUAUUAUAAAGUAAUACUAACUUAAAUUCUAUUGAAGAAGCAUUUCUUACUAUUCAAGUUUAUGGUCAAAAUCCCACUCGACUAAGAAUAUAAGAACGAUUGUCUGGUUCUGAUGAGUUCAAGAACCUCAUUAUUUUGUUCACAUUGUUUUAUGUAUAAUAUAGCAUUUAUUCUUAUAACUAUAAAUUGUACUCUGUG